AUGUUCAACCUAGCAGAUUUAUUGAGCGAGGGAGGGGACGGGGUGGCACAAAAUUCAGCGCGGGCUGUGGAGCUGUACGAGGAUGCAAUUAAGGAGCACGACGAUGUCGACGCCAUGGUGAAUCUCGGUUGCUUGCUGCGGACGGGCGCAGAGGGAGUGGAGAGAAAUGUGAGUCGAGCUGUCGAGUUGUACGAACGUGCGAUCGAGAAAUCUCAUGAUUGCUACGCGAUGUCCAACCUAGCAGGUUUGUUGCGCGACGGGGGGGACGGGGUGGCACAGAAUUCAGCACGGGCUGUGGAGCUGUACGAGGACGCGAUUAAGGAGCACGAUCAUGUUAAGGCGAUGGUGGGUCUUGGAGUCCUGCUGGAGAGGGGUGCAGAGGGGGUGGAGAGAAAUGUGAGUCGGGCCGUCGAGUUGUACGAGCGCGCGAUCGACAGAAGUGGUGAUGUCAGUGCCAUUUACUAUCUCGGACUCCUGCUGGACGAUGGGGCGGAGGGAGUGGAGAGAAACGUGGUUCGGGCCAUCGGAUUGUUCGAGCGCGCGAUCCAGGAAGGGCAUCAUGGCGGCGCUAUGUGCAAACUCGCAUUCGUGAUGAUGAAUGGAAGGGAGGGUGUUCUGCUUGAUGAAGUCCGAGCUGCGAAACUCUUUGAGCGCGCGAUCCUGGAGCACGGUGAUGUGCACGCGAUGACAGGGCUGGGCCUGCUAUUAUCCCUUGGCGCGGCGGGAGUGGAGAAGAAUGUGAUUCGCGCAAUAGAAUUGUACGAACGCGCGAUCGACGAGGCCCAGGAUGCCCUUGCUAUGGUCGGACUGGCGCUCCUACUGCGGGACGACAGACACGGGGUGCCGAAUGCAGCGCGAGCUGUAAAGCUACUUGAGCGCGCGGUUGAAGAGCACGACUACGUCCAGGCCAUGGUGCAUCUCGGCAACAUGCUAGUACAAGGCACGGGGGGAGUGCGGACGAACGCGGCUCGUGCGGCGCGAUUGUACGAGCGUGCGAUCGAGAAGCGCCAUGACCGCGACGCUAUGCUUAAACUGGCUUGCCUGCUGCGGGACGGAGCAGACGGGGUUGCGAGGGAUGCAGCGCGAGCAACGAGGCUGUUCCAAGCCGGGAUGAACGGGCGCGACGGAGGCGGAGCGGUGGAGAUUCUCGAGGGACUGGUGCAGGACGCAACCGAGCGGCGCUGAGUCCAGGACGGGGCAGACGGGGCCGGUGCAUGGCAUCCAACAAUCUGAAAGGGGAGGAGGCGGUGGACGACUGCGCGGGUGACUUGUUGGCCGACGUUGCGGGGAUCGGCGACGUGGGCACGCCUUUAAGGAGGGAGGGGAUGGCAUCCUUGGUGUCACGCAGACGGCUGCACAAGCGUUCCGUUUCGGUAUGUAGAAAAUCUCGUUGAUCGCUAUCAUGCCCUCCAGAGUAAUGCCCUCAAGAGUAAUGGCUUUGGCAAUGGUGCCGUGGGGAGGUACGAUGAGCGGCGACGCUGAAGAGGAAUGCAAGGCUUGGACAUGAAGACAUGGGACUGCUAGUGCAAUGUACUCUUGUCACAGCUGCGCCCCACUCGACAGCGUCCUGGCCUCAGGGGUUGUCUGGGUCUUGGAGCAAGGCGGGAUGACGGCGGAGAGACGAGCGGAGAGACGAGCGGAGAGACGAGCAACGUCUGGGAUCAGGGGAUGCUGCAGCCUCUGCGCCACGUAUCCAAGUGUACACGUAGCAUUGGCCCCUGUUGAAUUCCACUGAAAUCUGUCUGCUGUAAUGCGGCGGUUGGCUGAAACAGAUCUUCGGGAAAUGACAGUAGAAUGCGCACCAACUUAGAUUUAAUUGAUAAUUACUAAAACGUCAAGCGAAGGAUUACGGAGGUGA
This is a messenger RNA of Chondrus crispus (carragheen), 1858 nucleotides long. Its product is annotated as Sel1-repeat containing protein. Gene Ontology annotation, molecular function: protein binding. The transcript is spliced from 2 exons. Bases 1 to 1185 code for a protein of 394 amino acids. NCBI's taxonomy places the organism in Eukaryota, Rhodophyta, Florideophyceae, Gigartinales, Gigartinaceae. The record is from RefSeq and is a predicted model, not a curated record.